AUGUACUGGUCGGUGCUUGGAUGUAUUGUUGGCGUCGAGUACAUUGCAGAGUGGCUUGUUUCAUGGGUACCAUUCUACUACCUCAUGAAGACCCUGUUUCUUCUCUAUAUCGCGCUACCACAAACUCGUGGCUCAUCCUACCUCUACACCAACCAUCUUCAACCAUUCUUUCAUACGCAUGAAUCCCAGAUCGAUGCGACACUCGCAUCUUUCAAAAUUCGUAUCUAUGCCUUCAUCCAAGAAAGAUUUCGCAGCUUGUGGGAUGCUCUCGCUGCAACAAUUGGUCAACAGCAACAGGCCAACCUUUCCCCUGCAAGCGGGGUGACAGACACCGGCGUACCCCCAACUUUGGCUGACCCGGCAUCAGGGCCCACUCGACUUGCUAUGGGGCUCUGCCACUCGUACAGCCCUUCAAUUGUUGCUUCUGGUACAGCACUACUGCGUCAAGGUACCGUCGAUGAUCUGCAAGUGUAA
Messenger RNA from Suillus clintonianus, 474 nucleotides. RefSeq names its product TB2/DP1, HVA22 family-domain-containing protein. The transcript is spliced from 2 exons. Lineage: Eukaryota; Fungi; Basidiomycota; Agaricomycetes; Boletales; Suillaceae. The record is from RefSeq and is a predicted model, not a curated record. Bases 1 to 474 code for a protein of 157 amino acids.